UCUCAAUAAUAGUAUCAGCCGGUACAACGAAAUCCACAAAUUACGUCGUAAAUACAUAAUAUUAAUUAACUUUCUGUUUUUGAUGUUUGUAUUAAAGAUUUUGUUUAACAAUUAUUUUUGUCGUCUUAAAAGGUUAGAGAUACGUUGAAUUUUAUCCAUUCAAAAUCUUAUUGUUUUUACUUAUUACACGGCAACUUAAAUGUUUAAGGAUUAAAAAUGGAUACAAAUAAAGGUAAACAAAACUUGGAAGAUCAAAUAAAAACUUUGGUAAUGGAAAAAGAUUUAUUGAAAAAACAAUUAAAUGUUCUGAAUGAAUGUUUAUCAAUUGAAGAAUUGAAAAAUAAAAUUGAAGAUCUUGAAAUGAAAAUGAAAACUAUAGCAUUGCUGGAAAAUAUGAUUAAACAACUUAGACAAGAUGUUGAACCUUUAAACUAUUUGAAAUCUAUAUUAAAGGAAAAAAAUUUAGAUAAAAAGAAUUCUGAAUGUACAUCAAAGAAUAAGUCAAUAAAUGAAACCAACGAAGUAUUAUUAAAGCAACCAGAAUUAUUUACCUUGAUGAAUUCUUUAGGAGAAUCUGAUGUUUUACUUAAUCAAAAUUUUAAUGAAAAAUCAACUAUGAUUGACACUUUGAAUAAAAUAUUUGAAGAACCUGUUGAUGUACCAGAUGAAAAUAAAAGUUUGGAUGGCAGUAUUCAUCUGUUAGAUCAAUAUGAUAUGUUGUCGGAAGAAGAUUUUUUAAAUGUGGUGCCUGAGAGAGAUUCUCAAGUUGGAAAUAAUUCAGAAACAAUUAAAGGAUUUGAAUUAGUUAAUGAUACUAAACAUGCCAAAUUACUCAGUAAUGACAUAACUAAUUUUAAAUCCACUGAACCUGUAUGCUCAGUAAAUAAUAAUAAAAAUAUGAUAAAUUUUGAUAACUGUGAUCUACCUUUAAAUGAAGCAUGUUUAGCUAAUUCUUUCUUAUUGAAACAAAAUGACGAAAAAGAACAAUCCAUUACAAAAUCUUUAGCUUCUGAUAAUAACACAAAUUAUAAUUCCACCCAAAAGGAGCAAAAUUCUUUAAAUACUUUAAAUCUAAAGUUUGAUAUUUUACGUGGUAUUUAUUCAUCUGGCUAUGUAAUAAAUCCGACUACCACACAGUUGAAAUUCAUUGAACACUGUGUUAAUGGAAAAGAUAACAUACUAGUUGUUAAACCAAAUUUGGAAUGGCAAAUAGUGAUUUUAAUUCCUAUGCUUCAACGAAUUAUACCUGUCUUAAGGGAAUGUCAAGUACUCAUUUUAGUGCCAACUCGUGAUAUUGCUCUGCAAAUAGAACAGGUUAUGAAUAAAAUUGGAAAUUUUAUGGAUCUAGAAAUUUGUAUUGGAGGAGAUAAUGUACCACGAAAACUACCUGUAGUUCCACUUGUUGUUGUUGGUACACCAGCUGGUGUAUCUAAUAUGAUUGCUUGUAAUUCAUUGAAUACAGAAUUUAUUAGUACAAUUCUGAUGUAUGAAUUAGAUGACAUGAUGCCUUAUUACGUUGUCAUUGAAGAAAUAAUGAAUAAGCUUCAUGUAGCAAACAAACAAAUAACAAUAUUAGCUUCGAGUGGAAUUGAUCAAAUUUUAGAUAUGUAUAUUGAUUCUUUGCAAGAUCCAUUCAUUUUCUUAAAUGAUAUAAAAGAAGAACCUAAAAUUUCUCAUGGAUUACCUUGUCAAUAUGUAUUGGGUAUACUAGAUGAAUAUAAAUUUCUUACAAUUUGUCAAAUAUGUGAAGAAUUAAAGAAAGAAUCAAUAAUCAUCUUUUGUAAUACCUUAGAUGUAGCACAAAUUUUAUGUGAACAAAUGCUAUCUUUAGGAUUUUUAGUUUCCACUUAUUAUUCUAGCAUGAAUAAUUAUGAAUGUAAUAAAAAAUUAUCUUUGUUAGUUGAUCAUAACAUACAAAUUUUUAUAACUACUGAUCCAAUUAAAAAAAAUGAAUUUCCUGAAUUUUUACCUAGUUAUAUUGUUAUAAACUAUGAGUUACCAACAGAUCCUUUAGUGUAUAUUAGUAGACUAAAGUUCUUUAAAACUAAUACUAAAAUAAUAAAUUUUAUCAGUGAAAAUGAUGAAAUAGCUAAAAAUAGUAUUGAACAAUACUGUGUAAUGUUACCUAUGCCUAUUAAUACUAAAGAUAUACUAAAGUGAUAAAAUUCUUUACUUUUUCAAUGAUAUAUUUUUUUUUACUUUUAUAUUAUACUCACAAUUUUUAAAAAUUUGUUUUAAUAAAUAUUGAUAUUAUGUAUGUUAUUUAUAUAAAAGUACUUUUAUAUGACUAUUUGAAUGCAAUAAAUGGAAAUUAUGGGUUAUUA
Messenger RNA from Daktulosphaira vitifoliae (grape phylloxera), 2324 nucleotides. RefSeq names its product eukaryotic initiation factor 4A-III-like. The coding region runs from base 217 to 2160 and encodes 647 amino acids. Gene Ontology annotation, biological process: cytoplasmic translational initiation. Gene Ontology annotation, cellular component: cytoplasmic stress granule. The transcript is spliced from 7 exons. Gene Ontology annotation, molecular function: ATP binding; translation initiation factor activity. Lineage: Eukaryota; Metazoa; Arthropoda; Insecta; Hemiptera; Phylloxeridae. The record is from RefSeq and is a predicted model, not a curated record.